This is a messenger RNA of Acanthopagrus latus (yellowfin seabream), 4708 nucleotides long. It is a transcript of the gene usp1, whose product is annotated as ubiquitin specific peptidase 1. Gene Ontology annotation, biological process: protein deubiquitination. Lineage: Eukaryota; Metazoa; Chordata; Actinopteri; Spariformes; Sparidae. Gene Ontology annotation, cellular component: nucleus; cytosol. The transcript has 9 exons. The record is from RefSeq and is a predicted model, not a curated record. Bases 323 to 2785 code for a protein of 820 amino acids. Gene Ontology annotation, molecular function: cysteine-type endopeptidase activity; cysteine-type deubiquitinase activity.
UUUUACAAAAAUCUACACGCGGUCACGCUUUAUGUAUGCGUCUGAAACACGUUUAAUAUCAAGGGGGCGGUUAUUCGGAGAUUCUGGCCGGAAGUUUAGACGUCGUGCCGAUGUUUUUCCGGCGGUGGAGCAGCCAGUGGGUCUUCGAGCAGGAAAAAGCGCCAACUUCUGCCGCACCGUCUGAAUCGUCAUAUACUCUGUAAAUGGCUCUCAGAGUGGAUAUUCUGUGAAAUAAAUUAAACUUCGACUUGGAAUGACUCUCUCAGCGAGGUGCGCUGUUGCAUCUCAGUAGAAAAAGUCGCCCUCCGGGUAACAGAAAAAGAUGCCAGGCCUGCAGGGUGAAAAUGUUGUGGCGGCGCUUGGUAGCCCCAUCAAGAAGAGUAAACUCUCUCUGAAGUUCCUCCAGAAGAAGGAGACAAAAAGGGCUUUGGAUUUCUCUGAACCACAGGCGGAUGAACCCAAAACUGUUGAACCAGUGGAGCCUGAGGCAAGCGGCUGUGAUCAGGAGGUCCCUGGUCCUUCUCCAUGUCCAGCCUCACCUGGCCUCCUCCUGUCAUGUGAGAAGAGAGAGAGCUUGGUGCCAUUUGUGGGCCUCAACAACUUGGGCAACACCUGCUACUUGAACAGUGUCUUACAGGUGCUGUACUACUGCCCAGGACUCAGAGAAGGCAUAAAGAAACUGUACAACUUCUCUAAAAGAAAAGACAAACCAAAGGAUGAAGCUGAUAAAAGCGAAGAGCAGUCAGAAGUUGUAUCUGAGGAUGCACCGCCUCAAAUCGAGCUCCUUGGGAGCUUCAACAGUUUGAUAACAUCAGUGGAGCAGCUGCAGUCUGACUUCCUGCUGAGCCCCGACAGCUUCAGUGAAGGAGAACUCGCCACACCGCCUCGUAAAUUACUCCACACACUCAGGCAGCUGAACCCCAUGUAUGAAGGUUAUCUUCAGCAUGAUGCGCAGGAGGUGCUGCAGUGCAUCCUGGGAUAUAUCCAAGAGGCUUGUGACACCAUCAAGAAGGAGCAGAAGUUGAAGAGUGAGGACAACCAUGUCAUGGAAGUUAAAAUGGAAAAUGGAGUCCAUGUGGGUUCCAGCAGCUCUAUAGCAGAAUCCAAAACUCCCAACGAGGAGGACGGCCAAGUGGGUGGCAAGAGGAAGAGCGACACUGAAGUGGGAAAUGCCAAAAAGAAGCCAAAAUCUGUGAAGUCCAAGAAAUCUAAUGCAGAGGAAGAAACGAGAAAUAAACCCCUGACUCGCUCCAAACGGAGGUCCUCCAGUGAAAUCACAGUAGAUGACACCCAAAAUAAAGAGGAGGAGGCAGAGGAUGAAGGGAUGAUGAAACAACACAAGGAGGAUGAUGGAGAGAGUGACUGUGAGGGGAAAGGUGAGAAGGCAUCUAAAGCAGAUGGGAAAAGAAAGAAGAAGGCUAAACUGAGCUGGCUGAGGCCUUCUGGGAAACAACCAAGCAUUUUCUCCAAGUUCCGCAGCGUGGGGAAGAUCAGCUGUAUGACUGUGAAGAACCAAAACAAACCGGAGCAGGAGAACGAGCUGACUGAUGGUCAGAAUGAGAAGACCAAUGAGGAGAGAGCACCACAAAACACGACUGACAACAAGAAGGCAAUGAAACCUCAAGAUUCACUGGGCCUAGACCUGAUGGAGCGCUUGUUCCAGGGCCAACUGGUUCUGAGGACUCGCUGCCUGGAGUGUGAGAGCUUCACAGAGAGGAGAGAAGACUUCCAGGACAUCAGUGUCCCGGUGCUCGAUGACCAACCCAGCAGCCCAGACGACCUCUCUGAGGUCUCUCCGGAUCCUAAACCAGAGCUGAAGACGCUGACAUGGGCCAUCGGCCAGUUUGCUUCAGUGGAGCGCAUCGUCGGGGAGGACAAAUAUUUCUGUGAGACCUGUCAUCAUUACACAGAGGCUGAGAGAAGCCUGCUGUUUGACAAAACUCCUGAAGUGAUCACCAUCCACCUGAAGCGCUUCUCUGCCAACAGUUUAGAAUUGGACCCAUAUGCAGGCCUGUCUAAAGUGAACACCCCUCUGCAGACACCUUUGACCUUGUCUCUGGAGGAGUGGUGCACCCAGCCCUCGUCUGUGAAGGGUCAACACUAUCAGCUGUUCGCCGUGGUCAUGCACAGCGGCGUCACCAUCAGCAGUGGCCACUACACCGCCUACGUCCGCAUGUCAGAUCUGAAAGAAACAAAGCUCUGGCUGCGGGACAGAAAAGAAACAGAGGAGGAGGAGCAGCAAGAGGAGAAGGAAAGUAAAGAGGGCACACGGGUGAAAGACGAAGCACUGGACUAUGAUGACGGAGAGGUAUCGUUCAGCUUGAAUGCAAGGAGAGGUGCAAGUUUGAUUAGUAGCAAAACAGGAGGUAAGAAGCUGUCAGAGGGUGGGGUCGGACUCUUGGGGGGCCAGAGGAGUUUGUCUAGUUAUGACCUUGGCAACAGCAGCGGCACACAUGCAGAGAAAACAGCCAACAAUGGAUCAACAGAGGGAUCCAAACGGAGAAAGACCGUCAGCAGCCUGGGCCACAAUAAUGAAGCGGGACUUAAAAAGGAGCCUGGAGUAGGAGAGGAGGCGUUGAUGACUCCCUGUGGGGAGGUGGAGGCCACAGAGCAGCAGGCUUUGAACAGCCUCCUUGAAUAUGAGGGCAAAUGGCUGUUGUUUGAUGACUCAGAGGUGCGUUUGUUUGAGGAAGAGGAUUUCCUGCGAGCCUGCUCUCCUGAGACGUGCUCCUCAUCGACACCUUACCUGCUGUUCUACAGGAGGAUGCCUGAACCUGGACACUAACAUGAACACGAGGGCCGCUGUUGACUCAGGGUUGUGCUGGUUAGGCGUUUGGCAGCUGAGUGCUCAGAGAGGGGAAAGUUUUGUUUUGCAAGAUGGCAAGCAGUGCCAAAAAUACUGUGGCUGCCAUGAGUUGAACUGAGGAUCGUUUUUAGUCCAGAAACUUGUACUACAACAGUCUCGUCACACUGAGGGACCAAAACUGUUUGAACCGUCUCAUGGACUCCUAUGCCGGGGCAGACAGUAGAUAAUAGGGAUUUGUCUACGUGGCAGGGAUGACAUAAGCCUUUAUGUGGUUUAUUUUAAUGUGACUGUCACCUCUGUAAACUGUGUACAGUGGCCUGUCUUUUUUUUUUUUUUUUGACGCUGGCUUUGAUACUUUUUCUGUCAUUGUCUGUAACAUGUCCUGUUUUUGAUGUUUUCUGUUUUGAUUUUUUUUUUUUGUUCCUUUUUAUAAAUUGGAAAAGCACUUUUGAACUAAAAUGAGAGAAAAUGCAAAAUGUCUUUCCUACUAGCUGAUUAUUUUUCUAUAAUCCAAUGUCCAUUUAAAGGAUAGUGUUGGUGCUCUGUGUAUUUGGAUUAGAUUCAUCAUCCAAAAGCCAACAUUAGAGCCAAAUAAAGAAGAAAAAAAACAAAUCCUUCCCUGCAGUAUGUAGAAUAUGCUUAUGAGGUUAGAGAAUAUGCUGCAUUUUUCUUUCUGCCGUAUUCUCUGUAGUUUUGAAGAAAAGCAUCUGCCCACCUCCCAUAUCUUCUCCGAUCUUUGCACUGGUUCCCUCUUCUCAUACAUACAAAUAUUUUCUGUGGUUUUGUGAUUCUGAAGUCUGAAAUUGAUGCAGUUGAUGCUGGAAACCCAUCCACCAUCCCACUGGACUGUUUUUUGUUGUUGUUUUUGUUUUGUUUUUUUUUAAACAUAAAACAGACUAAAAUGUUCAGCAUCUACAUGUAUACAUAUAAGCUGGUCCAUAUUUUUGGUUUUGUUAAGACUAGGUGUUAGACCAGAUAUCAGAAACAUUUACAAUUUAUAUUUCUUCAGUAAAGUAUCAGGUUUUUAUAAGAUGUUGCACUGUUCAUAAUAUGUUUUAAAGAUUUUAAUGUAAAAAUCUAAAUCUGUUUUUAAAGGGUUCGUUCCUUCAUUCAGUGAGGAGGAUUCAGGAGGAUUUAUAACAGAGCAAAUCCCUUCUCAGUGAAACCUACCUCUGCAUUUUCUGAAGAAUUGGUUCGAAAGUUUAAUAGUCACAAGUGCAGCCAAUCUCAGCCUUAUGAGCUGACUGCUUGUUCUUCAUAGCUACAUAAUUCAAGGGUUGGCAGUUUGUAAUUAUGUGUGAUCUGUAGCACAGAGCAUCGCAAAACGAAAUGCUUUGACUUCAAUUGUAUCAACAUCCUACUGUGCUUACUUUUUACAAAUGUCAGUCCAGGUAGGGUCAUUUUUCUGGACAACUGAAAUAAAUUUGAUCCCAUCAACUAUAUUUCAAGGUUAACACAAAAUCAAGGACCUGUUCUGUGCUUGUCAGUAUGUUCCCGUCAUCCCUCAGAUAAUUUCCUUCUGAUGAAAGUGCAUGUUCAGAGGUUUUUUUUAUCUUCACCUUUGCAGGUGAAAAAUAUGUUCAUCAGGUAUCAAGUGUUUGUAGUUGAAAUAAUUCAUUAAGAGUGACACUGUUCAUCUCAGCGUGCUUACGGUCCAAUCAUGGAUUCAGGGCUUCGAUUCAGUUAUUCAGCAGUGCUUCUGAGUUAUCCAGAAUGGGUCAUCUUCAGUUAUUUCACUAUAAAUCGUAUACACCAGGGCAAGGUUUCCAAAGUGCUCACAGAUCUGGUUUAAUCUAAGAACAGCCCAAAUAAGUGUGUUGUCUUCUUUAAACUGUACCUCAUUCCAGUUGAAAAUAUAUUAAUGUUGAGUUCAUACUUUAAGCAAUAAAGUUUGUACCUUUA